Molecule: messenger RNA, 432 nt
Organism: Pseudomassariella vexata
Lineage: Eukaryota; Fungi; Ascomycota; Sordariomycetes; Amphisphaeriales; Pseudomassariaceae
Product: RNA polymerase III subunit C17
Exons: 2
Coding region: 1-432 (143 amino acids)
Biological process (GO): transcription initiation at RNA polymerase III promoter
Cellular component (GO): RNA polymerase III complex
Molecular function (GO): nucleotide binding
Source: RefSeq, a predicted model, not a curated record
AUGAAGAUCCUAGAAGCUCAGUCAGCCGUUCUUACUAAUUUCGAGGUGUACUCCUUCAUUAAACGUCAGAGCAAGAAGUCAGGACCUCCUAGUCUGCAAACAUUGCGUGAAGAGCUGAUCAAAUAUUUUGAAUCUCACCCGGGUCCUCUGAGCCAGAGGCCAAUCACUUACAAAGACAGCUCCAUCCCAAAGUUGCUCGAGAGACUUCGCAAGUAUGAGAUCACCAAGGGAGAGAUGAUUAUGAUCUUCAACCUACGACCAACCACCAUAAUCACCCUCAACACCGUCAUUGAGGAUAUGGAGGACCGAUUCACCGAGGAGCAGCAACAGGAUAUUGUUGAGGGCAUUGUUGAGGUGCUUGGGGAAUUCCCGCCAACCGAGGAAGCGGAAGAGGAAGGUGAUGCAAUGGACAUGACUGAAGCCGCCCAGUAA